This is a messenger RNA of Anastrepha obliqua, 1631 nucleotides long. RefSeq names its product lipid storage droplets surface-binding protein 1 (gene Lsd-1). The record is from RefSeq and is a predicted model, not a curated record. Bases 158 to 1378 code for a protein of 406 amino acids. NCBI's taxonomy places the organism in Eukaryota, Metazoa, Arthropoda, Insecta, Diptera, Tephritidae. The transcript has 7 exons. Gene Ontology annotation, biological process: positive regulation of triglyceride storage; lipid storage. Gene Ontology annotation, cellular component: lipid droplet; cytosol.
GCAAGCACAACACCAAACAGUCGACUUUUAGCCUUCGCAAAGAAAGAUACAGUUUCAUUUUUGAGCUAUCGUGGAAAAAUGCGCGUUUAAAAUUCAAUUUGUUUGAAAUUUUUUCAUUUAUACCAACAACAGACAACAAUACACAAAAAAUUCUAAAAUGGCCAAUGCACCAGGUAGCAAACUACAUCUCGAAUCCCUCGACAGAAUCGUGAGUAUCCCAUUGGUAGAGACGAGCUUUAAACGCAUCGAGACUAUAUACGGUAAAGUCAAAAACAAUAACCGUAUCUUUAAUUGGUACUUUGAAACCGCCGAGUCGACCAUCUUCGCCGCCUAUGAAUCAGUGCAGCCUGCAGUCAAACUCUUCGAAGCGCCCCUAAAGCAACUAGAUGGCGUUAUGUGCAAAAGUUUGGACUUGUUGGAACAGCGCAUACCAUUAGUAUAUCUGCCACCUGAAAUGAUGUAUUGGAAUACAAAGGAGUACAUGUCCGAUCAUCUGGUGCGGCCGGUGCUUAAACGCGCCGACUCCGUCAAACAUAUCGGCAACACUGUGUUGGAGAGCCCACUGACCACCUACGCAGCACAACGACUGGAUGAAGCCUUUACGGUGGGUGACAAAUUCGUGGAUAAAUACUUGGUGCCGAUACCAGGUGAUCAAGAUCAAGUGGAUGCUGUAGUUGAUGAUGACAACAAUGCUGGCGCUGCGAAUGAGAAGGGCGCCAUCAAGGCGAUUCAUCACGGUCAACGUUUCUCACGCAAGCUCAAACGUCGUCUGACUCAACGCACACUAGCCGAAGCACGAGCAUUAAAAAAACAAAGCAAGGAAGCAAUUAACAUACUUAUCUAUGCAGCAGAAUUGAUUGCAACUGACCCGAAAAUGGCUCUACAAAAAGCCAAAGAUCUGUGGGAGUAUCUCAGUGAAGAUGAGCCAGAGAACCAGGCACGACCAAUCAGUUUGGAACAACUGAUUGUCCUCUUGACACGUGAGUCGGCGCGACGCCUCGUGCAUCUGGUGAAUUUUAGCGCACAUAUCGCUGCAAACAUACCAAAAACAGUCUCUCACACCACCACCGAGGUCGUUCAUCACAUAAUCUACUUUAAUAAUCGCAUUAUUAGCAUUACAAAAUUGGAUAAAGUUAAGAAUAUGUCCAAAGAAGAAGCUGAAUCUCUAAUUAAGCGCGCCUUGGCGUUUUAUGGAAGCCUUCAAAUCAUCAGUAACGCCUAUUUGGAACGUUUGGCCACUUUUCUCUCGGGCCGCAUAGAGGCGGAAAAGGUUACUGUCACCGCCGUCUCGUCUACAUCAUCAUCAUCCAGCGCAAGACGACGAAUCGAACCGCAGGACAAUAAUGUUCCUGCUCCACAUAUAAAUGGCGUCUACUGAGAAAUAGAAUUUUUUAUUGCUGUCGCAUUUUUAUUUCUAAUCAUCGAGUUUUAUUUUUGCUUUCACAUUCGUACUAAUACUUAAGAAGGAAAAAAGAGAAGGCACUAUUUAGUAUUGUCCAAAACGUUCAAAGUCAGAGGGAAAUUACCUACUUAUCGGCACUACUUUCUCCACUAUAUUGUUACGGCUCUUCUUUCCCUUACAAUUUUCAUUAUUUUUUAAAUAUACUGACUACACAUAUUUCUUUUAAGAA